AUGGGAAGCGAUAUGAGCAAGGCGAAUUCUGGGAAAACUGGGCAAGAUUCUGAUUUUGUAAAAGAUUAUAAAAAGGCCUCCAAAAAGUAUCCAGACGUGAAGAAUAUCGAGCACAAACUUGAAGCUGGCAUAGAGCGAAUUAUCGACGCGGUUGAAAAUGGCGGUGCAGAGAACAGCGUGUCUCUGGAUUCCUUAAAGGUGGUCACCUCCUGGUUGGCUGAAAAAGAUGAGCACCUCAAAAAUCUCAUACUGAAAAACAAGAAGAUAUUUGGAGAGAUAAGAAAUUGCUCGAGCUGGAUAACCUAUAUUUCGAACUCAAUGCAGUCACUUCCAAAUUCUAAAAUGAGCUCAACAAUUUUCCCGACCUGCAACGCGCAGUACACCAAGUGUAAGGAAUUUUUCAAUCUGUUGAAGUUUGUGCGCCAACAGCACGAAGAGAUUGUGGAGAAAGUCAAAGGGCAAAAAAAGAAACUUGAUAGAAAGUUCAAGCGCAUUAGGGUGUGGCGGAAGAUUUCUAAUGUUAUAUUUGCCUCAGCUUUUGCGACUGUGGUUAUUUUUUCUGUAUUAGCGGUCAUGGCGGUGCCGCCUAUUGUGCUGGUCGUGGCCGCCAUCCCACUGAUUCCCAUUGCACCUACGGGAAACUUGAUCAACUCUCGGUUGACAAAAUACGAGAAUACGAUCAAUUCGGAAAGUAACCUAUGGAGGGCUUUGGGAGCUGAAUCAAAUUAG
This is a messenger RNA of Cryptomeria japonica (Japanese cedar), 729 nucleotides long. RefSeq names its product UPF0496 protein At4g34330-like. The transcript has 2 exons. NCBI's taxonomy places the organism in Eukaryota, Viridiplantae, Streptophyta, Pinopsida, Cupressales, Cupressaceae. The record is from RefSeq and is a predicted model, not a curated record. The coding region runs from base 1 to 729 and encodes 242 amino acids.